Molecule: messenger RNA, 1191 nt
Organism: Closterium sp. NIES-67
Lineage: Eukaryota; Viridiplantae; Streptophyta; Zygnematophyceae; Desmidiales; Closteriaceae
Source: the annotation of a GenBank genome assembly
UAUUUCGAGGGAGGUUCCUAGGCAUCAGAAGCAUCGUCGAAUUGCGGCAAUUUCUAGGAGCCAGAUCACGUCGCUUCAGCCAUAGUACGCGCGUUCUAAAGACCAGCGGCACAUUCCCUCUGCAUUGCCGUUCAGCCAGCUUCCAUUAGCGAGAACGCCUCAGCCGCCGUUCUGUGGCGAAACGUUCUUAUCUUCACUUCCAAUUUGUUGGGAAACCAGAUCACUCGGACAGAACAUUUGAGUCGCACAGCGUCGCUGCGCAAGUCAUGGCGUCUGACGAGUCGUCGUCGCGCAUUCAGCUCUACUCCCUGGCGACCCCGAACGGCCAGAAGAUCAGCAUCGCCCUGGAGGAGAUGGAGAUACCGUAUGACCCUCACACGAUCAACAUCAUGAAGGGCGAGCAGUUCACGCCCGAGUUCAUCGCCAUCAACCCCAACAGCAAGAUCCCCGCCAUCGUCGAUCCCAAGGGCGGUCCUGACGGAGCUCCUCUGAACAUAUUUGAGAGCGGGGCAAUUCUGAUGUAUCUGGCCGAGAAGUCAGGAAAAUUCCUUCCCCAGGAUGCAAAGCAGCGGUGGGAAGCUCUGUCGUGGCUCUUCUUCCAAAUUGGGGGGGUUGGUCCCAUGUUCGGCCAGUUCGGCCAUUUCUUCAAGUACGCCAAGGACAAGUGCGACCAUCCGUAUCCCACUCAGCGCUACACCGACGAGACGCGGCGCCUGCUGGGGGUGCUGGAGAAGCGGCUGGAGGGGCGGGAGUUCCUGGUCGAUGCCGGCUACACCAUCGCUGACAUGGCCACCUUCCCCUGGGUCAUUUGCCUCAAGAAAUAUUAUAACGGCGAGGAGCAGCUGAAGCUGGAGGAGUUCCCAAGGGUGCAGGCGUGGACGGAGAGGUGCUUAGCGCGGCCCCUCACUGCUAAGGGAAUGGAUGUGUGCCCCUUUGAAUGACUAGGCGAUUUCGAGACUGCCUGGACUGGACUUAGUGGUGGAUGGAUAGAAGCAUUUAUGCGUAAAAUCGCCCAGCUGGAUUAUCUAACUGAAUAUUAAGCAUUUUUGUGUGUGUUUUUAUACUUAGAUGUUAGGUCUUGAACGUGGUGCAUAACUCCAAAUAUUUCUCACAUAUUCCCACGUAGGUUUUGAAGCAAGGAUCCUCGCUCAACAGUGUACAUGGCGUAUGCUAAACUUGUAAAGGCUUAUG